Messenger RNA from Penicillium samsonianum, 873 nucleotides. Its product is annotated as EAF7 family protein. The coding region runs from base 1 to 873 and encodes 290 amino acids. Gene Ontology annotation, biological process: regulation of transcription by RNA polymerase II. The transcript is spliced from 4 exons. The record is from RefSeq and is a predicted model, not a curated record. NCBI's taxonomy places the organism in Eukaryota, Fungi, Ascomycota, Eurotiomycetes, Eurotiales, Aspergillaceae. Gene Ontology annotation, cellular component: nucleus; NuA4 histone acetyltransferase complex.
AUGCCCCCAAGAAAGAAGACCAAGCGCGCGCACUCGCCCACACCCCAAGACGAUACCGUGGCGGAGUCGAGCGCAAAUACCCCGUCAAUCGACAGCGCCGGCAAGUCAGACACGGACUACGACCUCAUCACAGAUCCCUGGACAGAUGAGCAAGAAACUGCGCUACUCAAAGCGAUCAUAAAAUGGAAGCCAGUCGGCAUACACAAACACUUUCGGAUGCUCGCAAUAUCGGAUUACUUAAAGAGCCAAGGAUACGCACCCUCAACGGCGGAACAUAUGCGGAUUCCAGGGAUCUGGAAGAAGCUAGGUUCAUUAUACAACUUGGAAGCUCUUGACGAGCGGGAAGAUUCAGUGAUCACCGACGUCAACGAAGACGAUGAAGGAACGAGCGAGAUGUAUUGUACGUUUGAGCUCCCGUAUGACGAGUACGGCGAUAUGAUGUUUGAAAGGCGACUUGCGAUGGAAGAGUCGUUGUCUCCCGUCACUAGUCGUGCCAGUCGCGCAGGCGGAUCACGGCGAGGAAGCACAGUCGCAGAUACAGAUGAACCACGGUCUUCUCCUGCCCCGUCUCGAGGUCGCAAAUCCCGUCCCUCCACGCGUGGAACACGCUCAACUCGGCUGCAGGUGGAAAUCGGUCCAGGUAGUCAAGGCAAGGUAUCAGAUGAAGGGGGCGAUUCGGCAGAAGAUACUGGUGCGAAUGAUGAAGAUGAUGAGGAGGGCGAAGAGGGCGAGGAGGGCAAUAGCGACGAAGAUGAGGGCGAGGGCGAAAAAGGUGGUUCGCGUAGCACCCGAGCGCAGACAUCUCGAUCCAAAGCCAAAGAUAGCAGGCCUUCGACUGGUACUGCGACACGCAGGACUGCCCGACGGCGUUAA